Molecule: messenger RNA, 1408 nt
Organism: Vombatus ursinus (common wombat)
Lineage: Eukaryota; Metazoa; Chordata; Mammalia; Diprotodontia; Vombatidae
Gene: RNF167
Product: ring finger protein 167
Exons: 10
Coding region: 161-1297 (378 amino acids)
Biological process (GO): ubiquitin-dependent protein catabolic process; protein ubiquitination; positive regulation of DNA-templated transcription
Cellular component (GO): cytoplasm; nucleoplasm
Molecular function (GO): ubiquitin protein ligase activity; zinc ion binding
Source: RefSeq, a predicted model, not a curated record
AGCUGGGGGAACUGAAAUAAACGAGCGAUGGAUAGCGCAUGGGCAUCAUUAGCAUGGAGGCCCCAGAGAGCUAGAGAAAGCGGGAAAAUCUCGUGAGAUCAGGGAAGCCGGGGGAGUGACGAGGGAGAUUCUCGCGACAAUUGGCUUUAGUGUUUGGAGGAUGAGGGAAGUGAGGAAGCUCUCGCGAGACUUAAAUGAACCUGAGGUAGCGGCGGCGGCUCCAGCAGCCCUGGGAGGGAGUAGAGGACUUCGUCCUCCCCAACCUGUGGCUGCUGCUGCUACCAUGCGUCCUGAGGCCUUCCCAUUCCCUGUGCUAAUGGCUACCGUCCUAUGGGGGAUCACCCCCACUUGGGGGCUCAUCCGAGCCACCUCUGACCACAACACCAGCAUGGACUUUGCAGACCUUCCUGCCCUUUUUGGGGCUUCCCUGAGCCAAGAAGGGCUCCAGGGGUUCCUAGUGGAGGCUCAUCCUGCCAAUGCCUGUAGUCCUAUAAAUCCUCCACCUCUUGCUCCUGCCAAUGGUUCUGCCUUUAUUGCCCUGCUUCGGAGAUUUGACUGCAACUUUGAUCUCAAGGUUCUAAAUGCCCAGAAGGCUGGGUACAGGGCAGCUGUGGUCUACAAUGUGAAUUCCAAUGAACUUUUGAAUAUGGUGUGGAAUAGUGAGGAAAUUCAGCAGCAGAUCUGGAUCCCAUCAGUGUUUGUGGGAGAGACAAGCUCAGAGUACCUGCGCUCCCUCUUUGUCUACGACAAGGGGGCCCGAGUCUUGCUGGUCCCAGACAACACCUUCCCUCUAGGCUAUUACCUCAUUCCCUUCACUGGGGUUGUGGGCCUGCUGGUUCUGGCCAUGGGGGCUGUGCUGGUAGUUCGAUGUAUACAGCACCGGAAGCGGCUCCAAAGGAACCGACUGAGCAAAGAACAGCUGAAACAGAUUCCCACCCAUAACUAUCAGAAGGGUGAUGAAUAUGAUGUAUGUGCCAUCUGCCUGGAAGACUAUGAGGAUGGGGACAAGCUGAGGAUACUACCAUGUGCUCAUGCCUAUCAUAGCCACUGUGUGGAUCUCUGGCUCACCCAAACCCGGAAGACUUGUCCAAUCUGCAAACAGCCAGUUCACCAAGAACCUGGGGAAGAAGAGGAAGAGCAGGAAGCAGAGGAGGAUGGGGACAAUGGAAAUCCAGUCUCUGAACGGACCCCCCUUUUAGGCCCCUCUAGCACCCUCCCACCCUCCUUUGGUACCCUCUCCUCUACCCUUCCAGAAGAACCUUCUACCUCCCCAUCCACCUCGGCUCUUCUUGUCUGACCUGAAUUUGCACCUUCCUUCUUUGAGGAUUUCCUGGGGUAGGGCCAGGCCCUUCCCCUUCUACAUCUAAAGAUUUUCAUUGUUGGGUUAAUAAAAUUGUUUGUUUCUGGA